AUGGCCAGAGAAAGGAAACAGACUGUAGAAUUCUACUACAGCAUGCUAAGGGAUCUCUACGAUCAGACAGAUGCAAUUCCUACAAGAUUAAAAGACAUCAAGCAAAUAAAAGCAAAAUUAUCAAGUCUGAAACGUAAGAAACUGGAGGGACUUGAAAUGAAAACCAAAGUAAAGUCAGUCACUGAAGAUGAGACUGCUGCAUUGUACCACCUUGUCAGACACGCCAAGAAUAGAAGUUUCGUGGAUGAACUUCAGAUCGAUGGUGGUACCAUACUCACCACCCAGAAGGAAAUAAUUACAGAGAUCUCAGCGAGGCUCUCUGCUAAGGAGAGGGGCAGGAGGCUGGUCCAGGCGGCUGAGUGGGGGGCAGUGGGGCAGCUGAGGGCGCUGAUCGCCGCAGGGGCCGACGUGGCGGCGAGGGACGUGAGGGGGUUGACCGCCCUGCACUGUGCAGCGCGCUGGGGAGCCUAUGGCCGCGCAGAAGUGGCGGCUGCGCUGCUCGACGCGGGGGCCGACAGGAGGGUCACAACUGGUGAUGGGGAGACAGCGCUGGACCUCGCCAGGCGGUUCAACCAGAGCCGGCUGGUGGAGAUGCUGUCAUGA
Molecule: messenger RNA, 603 nt
Organism: Schistocerca cancellata (South American locust)
Lineage: Eukaryota; Metazoa; Arthropoda; Insecta; Orthoptera; Acrididae
Exons: 3
Coding region: 1-603 (200 amino acids)
Cellular component (GO): nucleus; cytoplasm
Molecular function (GO): protein binding
Source: RefSeq, a predicted model, not a curated record